Messenger RNA from Monodelphis domestica (gray short-tailed opossum), 1247 nucleotides. RefSeq names its product DnaJ heat shock protein family (Hsp40) member C5 beta (gene DNAJC5B). The record is from RefSeq and is a predicted model, not a curated record. Lineage: Eukaryota; Metazoa; Chordata; Mammalia; Didelphimorphia; Didelphidae.
CUCUCUCUCUUUCUCUCUCUCCUCAUGAGAAAGGUCAGGAUUAAUAGAAAUUUCAGUCCUCGGUAAACUACAGGUGUGACACUACCAGAAGAAAUUUGAAGUCAAUAGCCAGCCAUGCCAUUCAACAGGUGGCCAGUUAGCUUCCCAUUAGCAAAAUGACAUUCAGAAACAGCUUAAUUUGCCCUUUGGUUUCCUGGGCUGAUGCAGAUGGUGGACAGAGAGGAGUGAUGGCAGACGCUACCUUGUGAACAGGCUUUUAAGGUUUUCCAGAGGGAUAACCAAUUGGCUGCUAGGGUAACAAAUGAAAAGUAACCUGACUCCAUUGACCUGCUUAACCAUGCACAGGAAGGAUGGAAAAGAGCAGCCAUUUGCUCUGAAACUGAGCGACAGUCUGAGCAAUACACAAAUCAGAUGGCUGACCAAAGACAGCGGGCUAUGUCGACAUCUGGAGAAGCUUUGUAUGAAAUUCUUGGUCUACAGAAGGGGGCAUCACAAGAAGAAAUUAAGAAAACCUACAGAAAAUUGGCUCUGAAACACCAUCCAGACAAGAAUCCAGAUAACCCUGAGGCUGCCGAGAAGUUUAAAGAGAUCAACAAUGCUCACACUAUAUUGACAGAUUCGACAAAGAGAAAUAUUUAUGAUAAGUAUGGGUCACUGGGACUCUAUGUGGCAGAACAGUUUGGAGAGGAAAAUGUUAACACCUACUUCAUGCUGUCCAGCUGGUGGGCAAAGACACUGUUUGUGCUCUUUGGCAUCCUAACGGGCUGCUACUUUUGCUGCUGCCUCUGCUGUUGUUGUAACUGCUGCUGUGGACGCUGUCGGCCCAAGUCUCCACGGGGAACUGAAGCAGAAUUCUACGUGUCCCCAGAGGACCUGGAGGAGCAGAUCAGGCAUGACAUGGAAAAAGAGGCAGAAUUUCCAACCACCCUCCAGCCUUCCUGCACAAAUGAGAAAACCCAACUAAUCAGAGAAUGUCGCACCUAUACCGCAGACUCCUAGAUGCCCAGCUCGCUCAGGUCCAUGGGUCCUUCUGGAAGCAGCAGCAAUGCUCCUGGGAGUGAAGGGAUUCCUGAAGGACAGAGCCCCAAGGAUGUUGCAAAACCCCAGGAAUUCCUUUCCCAUUUAUGCUUUAUUUUGAGGUUAGGCACAGGUGGUUGCAAUGUAAUUUUCUCAACAUGCAGAUUCUCUUUGAGUAGACUUUCUAAUGAAACAGAUUCAAUUAGACAAAUAAAGGCCUGAAGAGUGUC